AGAGUUGGUUGACUGAAGAGCAUGACGAUCAGUUGGUGCGCGAUCGUGCUUAGCGGAAGUUUAAUACGUUGAAGAAAUCUGCAAAAUAAUUGUGUCACAUAUACUUUACAAAUAAAUAUUGUGGUUUUCUUUCAAAUCGAUUACUUUUACUAUUGAAAAUUGUGAAAAAUGCCUACCAAGAAGUAUUUGGUAUCGGAUGUUGUUAAUCCCGAUCUGGCAAAGGAACGUCAUGGAGCUAGUUUUCGUGUUGAUGAAUUUGCGCGUUGGUGGCAUGGUGGGGCAGAGAGGUUACGCUUCAAAAGAGAGAUGGAACAUGAAAUCUUCGACGAUAUGACGGAGCACAAUACACUUUUGCACUAUAAAUCACAUGAGGAGAUCAGCGAGAUAUCGGUGAAGCAAUCAUUGGAGGUGGCGAAAAAGUUACGUGCAAUACAGGCACGCAUCAACCCUGGCGGCACUGAUAUAUGGCCCAAGCUCUAUGGCUCUUCUUGGCUAUGGGGUUCCACGCCUGCUGGAAACCCAUUUGGUGUACAGUUCGUGAUGAUGGUUGACGCGAUCAAAACCCAAGGUACGGAUGAGCAAUGGGAACGUUUUGGUAAACGAGUUGAGAAUUUCGAAGUUUGUGGCACUUAUGCGCAAACUGAAUUGGGGCAUGGCACAUUCUUGCGUGGACUAGAGACUCGAGCCGACUACGAUCGUACUACCGGGGAGUUCGUGCUGAAUUCACCGAAGCUGAGUGCUUAUAAAUGGUGGCCUGGCGGCUUGGGUCACUGCAGUAAUUAUUGCUUGUUGGUGGCACAGCUGUACAUAGAUGACGAGCCGAAGGGCGUGCAAAUGUUUUUCGUGCAGUUGCGCGAUGAAGAAUCGCAUAUGCCUCUGCCGGGCAUUGAUAUUGGUGAAAUCGGACAUAAAAUGGGUUUCUUUGGUGUUAGUAAUGGUUUCUUGGGUUUGAAGAAUGUGCGCAUACCACGUACGAAUAUGCUAAUGCGAAAUGCUAAGGUCCAACCAGAUGGUACAUUCGUGAAGAGUCCCUCUUCUGUAUUAACCUACUUCCCCAUGGUGAUGAUGCGCUGCAGGGUGGCUCAAGAUAACGCAACCCUACUCGCUAUGGCAGCCACGAUCGCAACACGCUACUCAGCUGUCCGCCGUCAAAGUCCCAUCAAUCCCAAUGAGCGCGAACCACAAAUUAUCGAUCAUGUAACUCAACAAAUGAAACUAUUUCCCGAAAUCGCAACGGUAGUCGCAUAUCAACUCGGAGCAAACUCGCUGUGGACUUUAUACGAUGAGACCUAUGUGAAUAUUGAGCAUGGUGACUACACACGUCUACCAGAAUUGCACGCCUUGUCGUGCGCUUUGAAAGCGCUCUGCACAUCCGACUCAAAUGCUGGUUCUGAACGUUUACGUUUAGCUUGUGGCGGUCAUGGCUACUUGACCUCAGCCAAUCUGCAUUUGAUUGUUGCGUCCGCCGCAGCUGCCUGCACCUAUGAGGGUGAAAACACUGUGCUGCUCUUACAGGUUGGUCGCUUUCUUAUGAAGUCAUGGCGCGCAGCUAUCGAAGGUAAGCCACUCACACCGACAGCUAGUUAUUUGGCAGGACCUGCGCAGGGCAAAGGGUUCGGCAAUUGGACUGGUGAUUGGGAGAAUAUUGUAAGAGCAUUACAAUAUGCUUCUGCGAAUAAAGUACGUUUGGCUUUCGAGAGUUUGUCGCAACGUCUGAAACAAGGUCAAACCGAAGGAGAGGCGGCCAACAAUACAGGCCUGGAGUUAACACAAGCAGCAGAGCUGCAUGGACGUUCGUUUAUUGCCGCGACAUUCCUGGCCCAAGUUACGGGACCUGCAGCUGCAGAACGCUCUGCUGCCUUCAAUCGAGUGCUGGAGAACCUUCUGGAACUCUAUUUGGUCCACACAACACUACAUCAUUUGAGUGCUAUACUGCAGUGUAUUAGCUUGAGUGAAACUGAAUUGGGUGCGCUUCAAACGCGUCUCGAAGCAGUUUUGAAAAAAUUGCGUCCUGAUGCCGUGGCAAUUGUCGAUGGCUUCGACUUUCAUGAUCGCACUUUGAGCUCUGCGUUGGGUUCCUAUGCUGGUAACGUCUACGAGAGUCUAUUUGCUUUGGCUAAACAGAGUCCGUUGAAUCAACAGCCAGUGCCAAAGUCAUUCCAUACCAUUCUAAAACCAUUUCUUAAAUCUAACUUAUAAGUUAUAAGCUGUAGGUUUGUGAAUAUUAUUAUUGGUUUGGGUUGAGAGCGGUCUCUGUGUAUAUAUAUGUAAACAUUUUUUAUAAUAUAUUAAUAAAUCACUGGUAAUUGAAAAUAUCUCA
Messenger RNA from Zeugodacus cucurbitae (melon fly), 2320 nucleotides. Its product is annotated as probable peroxisomal acyl-coenzyme A oxidase 1. NCBI's taxonomy places the organism in Eukaryota, Metazoa, Arthropoda, Insecta, Diptera, Tephritidae. The coding region runs from base 169 to 2199 and encodes 676 amino acids. The transcript is spliced from 7 exons. Gene Ontology annotation, cellular component: peroxisome. Gene Ontology annotation, biological process: lipid homeostasis; fatty acid beta-oxidation using acyl-CoA oxidase. Gene Ontology annotation, molecular function: fatty acid binding; FAD binding; acyl-CoA oxidase activity. The record is from RefSeq and is a predicted model, not a curated record.